Molecule: messenger RNA, 3005 nt
Organism: Colius striatus (speckled mousebird)
Lineage: Eukaryota; Metazoa; Chordata; Aves; Coliiformes; Coliidae
Gene: GCNT3
Product: glucosaminyl (N-acetyl) transferase 3, mucin type
Exons: 1
Coding region: 1-1290 (429 amino acids)
Cellular component (GO): membrane
Molecular function (GO): acetylglucosaminyltransferase activity
Source: RefSeq, a predicted model, not a curated record
AUGCGGCUGUGCGACAGCAAGCCCCCGGCGGCGCGGUGGCGCGGCGCGGCGCUGCUCGGCUCCCUGCUGCUGGCCGCGGCCCUGGCGCUGCGCAGCGCCACCCGGCCCUGCUCCGCCGCCCACCGCCGCUGCCGGCAGCGCCUCUACCCGUCGCUGGAGCUCUCCGCCGGCAGCAGGAUCAACUGCUCGGGGAUCGUCCGCGGGGACGAGAAAGCCAUCCAGGAAGCCCGGCUCAGCAACCUGGAAACUGCGAACAGAAGGGCUCGCCUGACGCCCGACGAGUACCUGAACAUGGCGAAGGACUGCGGCAGCUUCAGGGAGACCCGGCGUUUCAUUGAGUUCCCGCUGAGCCAGGAGGAGGCUGAGUUCCCCAUCGCCUACUCCAUGGUCAUCCACGACAAAAUCGAGAUGUUUGAGCGGCUCCUACGGUCCCUCUACGCCCCGCAGAACGUCUACUGCGUCCACAUUGAUGGAAAGUCCCCAGCUGCCUUCCAAGAGGCUGUGCGGGCCAUCGUAGCCUGCUUCCCCAAUGUCUUUGUGGCUAGCCGCCAGGAAAAGGUGGUCUAUGCCUCCUGGUCCCGGCUGCAGGCCGACCUCAACUGCAUGCAGGACCUGCUGGAGAGCCCCGUCCCCUGGAACUAUGUCCUCAAUACCUGUGGCGCCGAUUUCCCCAUCAAGACCAAUGCUGAGAUGGUCCGUGCCCUGAAGGUGCUGCAGGGGCGGAACAACAUGGAGUCAGAGAAGCCCACAGCCCCCAAAAAGGAGCGCUGGCAGUACCACUAUGAAGUAAGGAACUUCAUCUUCCGGACACCCACAGAGAAACCACCCCCACCUCAUAACUAUCCCAUGUUCUCGGGCAACGCAUACAUAGCGGUUACACGGGCCUUCGUGCGUCACAUCUUUGAGAGCCCCACAGUGCAGCAGUUCCUCGAGUGGGCCAAAGACACCUACAGCCCAGACGAGCACGUCUGGGCCACUCUCAACCGCAUGCCUGGCGUGCCAGGCAGCAUGCCUCAGAACGACAAGUUCCAGCUGUCGGACAUGAACGCCCUGCCUCGCCUAGUUAAGUGGCAGUAUCUGGAGGGCGACACCAGCAAGGGCGCUCCCUACCCGCCCUGCACCGGCCAGCACCAGCGCUCCGUCUGCAUCUAUGGGGUGGGCGACCUGUCCUGGAUGCUGCAGCAGCACCAUCUCUUGGCCAACAAGUUCGACCCCCUGGUAGACGAUGCCGCCAUCCAGUGCCUCGAGGAGCACUUGCGCCACAAGGCCCUCUACGGCCGUGGACUCUGAGGGGACGUCGAGGUUACCUGUCAGCACUUGCCUCCUUCCGUAGGCGAGUGCCGCCGGCGGUGCCUCGGCGCAGCGGCGUUUGGGAACGGGGUCACCCGCGCUGGCGGAGGGACCUUUGCUCCGGACGUGGGCGCCUCAGAUUUCCUCAGCUGGCGGCCGAGGGCACCAAUGGUGGGACGGGAGGCACGGGGGGGCCGCUGCGGCGGGGCUAGGCGAGGGCAACGCCGGCGGUGAAGGGCAGGAGGGCCCGUCCCCGUCUCGCGGACCUCGCGUCAGAGAUACCGUGCGGGUGCGGGCGCCCAGCCGGUAGCCCGGGCAGCUUUCCGACAGAUCGGCUUAAAGAAAUGGAGAGGGGAGUAGUAUCGGGUUUUUUCCUUCUCUUUCUACCGUCUGUUCGCAAAAGCGAGCCCAGGGCUCUUUGUUGUAGACGAGUAGAGCCAGGUCAGUGCUCACGGUGACUCCAGGUCCUGCCACAAGCAGAGCUAGAGCUGGAACUAAUUUGCUUUUCUACAAAGCACCUGCCAGGCCACCUGCUCCUGGCACCGGCUGCAUGGCUCAGCUUAACAGCUGGUUGCUGCUUUCUUAUCACGUUAAAGUUUACUUUCUGUCAAAAGAGCCAUUAGCCAUUAAAAAAAAUCGUUCAAUAAAAUCAAAUAUACUAACAUAGAUGGCUCAUUGGUAUUCUGUAUCCUGCAGUCCUCAGAGGAAAUCUGGUUGGGUGCUUUGGCAGAGCAACUAAACCAAUUAACCCCUCUGUACCCCAUUUUUCCAUCUGUAACACAGGGAGAGAGCUGCAGUUAGUGGUAAAGAGAGUGCAAACAUACGGUUUUCUAACAUCUUCCUCUUUCUCUUCCCCUGGAAAAGAGCUUUCUGUGAGGCAUGCUCUUGGUAAUGUAAUUGCCAUAUCCAGUAGUGUACCCUGCCUUUUAAGUAAAAAAGAAAAAAAUAAUCCAGCACAUCAUUUUCUUAAGUUUCUAUAUGCUGAAAGAAAAAUCUGUGAACUUCUGGAUUUCCUCUCCCUGCCUCCAAUAAAGCCAGCCACUUUCUAUAGAUCCAACAGCUUUUCACUACCUAUACUGCUGAGGAAUUAAUUUCAUUGUCUUCAUACUACCAAAAAAAUCUUCAAGUAUUUUUUUUCUUUUGUCAGUAAACACUCUCACCUUCACAAAUUGAAGAUCUCUGGUGGAGAUGCUGAUUAUACAAAGAACAUCUGAAGCCAUUCUAUAGCACAUUGUUUGACAUUUUAUAAUGAAUUUGGUUGUAAAAUGCUGAUUUUUAAGAUGCCAUGGUGUUUUCACAGCAAAUAUUGUUGGGAAAAACUCCAACUACUGGCAAGAGAAGCUCUCAAACAUAGAUAACCAAAGUAUCACUGGCCAUUUGUUUAUUCAAAAAAAAAAGCAAAUAAAGUAAUAGGAUUGCUGGCCCCCGUGAGAAACUUUUUGCAAUUUAUGUAAAUGCACAUUUACGACUACAGAGAUUAAAGCUUUAUGCAAAUCUGAUAGCAAUAUAUAAAACUCAAAAAUGGUUUCAGCAGCAAGUUCAACAUUAAAUAGCAAAUGUCUCCAUAUCUCAUACAUUCUUUCAGAACAAACAAAACCUCCUGGUCAACUCAGGGUAAGAACUCAAGUCACCCAACAUCUAACCACUGCUGCCUAAUCUGAUUUUGCUUGUUGGGACCCUUUCAUUUAAUUUAAUGUAUAUUAUCCCAAAGUGGU